Molecule: messenger RNA, 1344 nt
Organism: Miscanthus lutarioriparius
Lineage: Eukaryota; Viridiplantae; Streptophyta; Magnoliopsida; Poales; Poaceae
Source: the annotation of a GenBank genome assembly
AUGCAAACACGAAAAAAGGUUGCUGCAAAAAAUGCAGCUGGUGACCGUGCCAAUCCUAAGACAAGUAGGCCAUCCAGAAGGGCAACUCAAUCUACAGUGGCUGAAAAGAAAGUAACCGAUCUCAUCGCAUCUUCUUCCAAGAAGCAGAGACCUGUUGGUGUCACUUCCAAGAAGCAUUCUAUAGGAGAAAGGAAGCUGUUAGUUUCAUGUGAUACAACUGAUGCUGAAAAUGAUGCACCUCAGGUGGCCCCUUGCAUCCCCCCAGACCUGCAGCACUCUGAUAGUGUUGCAGAUGAUCGUCCCAAUGAUUCCAUAUUCUCUCCAACAUAUCAUCAUCACAAGGAAGGUGGUCUGAAUAACCUAUCUAAAGGCUUAGAAGAACAAGCAACACAUGUUCAUGGUAGUAAGGAAGCUAGCCUAAAAUCUGGGUCAAACCUUUCAUGUGACACUCGUGAUGGGAUAAAUGACCACUCUUGCACACUAAAUUCGCAAUCAGCUGGGCAAAGCACAUUGCUUGAAGUGGAUGAGUACAGUGAACUGGGAAACCUUUCAUCAGAAGUGUCAGCAAUAUAUCUUGCUAUGCAGCAGUCUAAGCUGGAGUGCAUUGAUGAACAGAGUCAAGAUUCUACCUCAACAGAAGGUUAUGGUGAAGCUGAGGAGACUGAAGAGUAUGAUGAUUUUGACCCGUACUCUUUUAUCAAAGAUUUACCUGAUUUAUCUAUGGUGGUCCCCAAGUUUCGCCCUGUUCUCCUUCCAAAGCAGACCCGGAGUUGUCCUACGAUGACUCUUGUACUUGAUCUGGAUGAGACACUUGUGCAUUCAACUCUUGAACACUGUGAGGAUGCUGAUUUCACAUUUCCAGUUCAUUUUAACUUUAGAGAGCACACAAUAUAUGUUCGAUGCCGCCCCUAUCUCAAGGAAUUCUUGGAGAGGGUUGCCAGCAUGUUUGAGACAAUUAUUUUCACUGCUAGUCAAAGCAUUUAUGCGGAGCAACUUCUCAAUGUUCUUGAUCCCAAAAGAAAGUUGUUCCGCCAUCGUGUUUAUCGUGAAUCUUGUGUCUAUGUGGAGGGAAACUACAUGAAGGAUCUGACAGUACUUGGACGUGACUUAACUCGUGUAAUGAUUGUUGAUAAUUCUCCGCAGGCCUUUGGAUUCCAGUUGGACAAUGGCAUUCCUAUAGAAAGCUGGUUUGAUGAUCCCAAUGACACGGAGCUGACGAAGUUGCUCCCGUUCUUAGAAAGCUUGGUCGGCGUUGAAGAUGUCCGGCCUUAUAUAGCAAGGAAGUUCAAUCUAAGGGAGAAGGUAGCCACCGCGUCUUCUGUCGCAAUAGACAUGCAGAUGUGA